CCCCUAACAAACAACCCUAACACACAACACUUAUUUUGGCAAAGAAGGAAUAACAACAAGUUGACAUUAUAAAAAUAAACUGAAAAAGCUCUAUCCAUGAAAAAACAGGGGAAAGAGUGAAAAAAAAACAGAGGAAAAUGGAGAAAAUACAGCACAAAACUGUCUCCGUUAAUGGAAUCAAAAUGCACGUAGCUGAAAUCGGUGAAGGUCCAGCAGUUCUAUUUCUACAUGGCUUCCCUGAGUUAUGGUAUUCAUGGCGCCAUCAAUUGCUUUACUUUUCUAACAAAGGUUACAGAGCUAUUGCACCUGAUCUUCGUGGUUACGGAGACACUGAAAUUCCAUCGGAAAUCAGCAGUUAUACUGCUUUUCACAUUGUUGGUGAUUUGAUUUCUCUGUUAGAUAUUCUGGAUCUAGAAAAAGUGUUCUUAAUUGGGCAUGAUUGGGGUGCUCUAAUUGCUUGGUUUUUCUGUUUGUUUCGUCCUGAUCGAAUUAAAGCUUUGGUGAAUCUGAGUUGUGAGUUACGGCCCAGAAAUCCGUCGCGGAAACCGAUUGAUUGCUUGAGGGAAUUGCUUGGUGAUGACUAUUACAUGUGCAGAUUUCAGAAACCUGGGGAAGUGGAAGAGGAAUUUGCUUCAAUUGAUACUGCAAAACUCAUCAUAGGAUUUCUUUCUUCACGUGAUACACGUCCACCUUGCAUUCCCAAAGAGAUUGGCUUUCAUCAGGCCUUUGCUCAGUUACCAGCAACAUUACCUUCAUGGCUAACACAAGAAGAUGUCAAUUAUUAUGCUGAGAAAUUAAACAAAAAUGGCUUCACUGGGGGAUUGAACUACUAUAGAAACAUGGACAUCGAUGCGGAGCUCACAGCCCCAUUUAGUGGAUGCAAAAUUCAAGUCCCAACUAAGUUUGUGGUGGGUGAGUUGGACUUGACGUAUAAUAUUCCUGGAAUCAAGGAGUAUAUACACAAUGGUGGAUUCAAGAAAGAAGUUCCAAGUUUAGAGGAAGUUGUUGUAAUGGAGGGAGCAGCUCACUUCAUCAACCAAGAAAAGCCAGAUCAAAUAAAUGCCCACAUUUAUGAUUUUAUUCAAAAGUUUUAAUCAACCAAUUGGUAGUAUCUUUAAUUAAUUAUUGGGGUUUUUGGCAUAAUUUGAAAUAUACUUUGUUGAAGUUUGUGACAAAUAAGAUGCCUAAACAGAUUUACCGGCCUGAAAUUUGAUUGAUGGAUGAAUAAGUAUUUGUCACUUUGUUAACAA
Molecule: messenger RNA, 1250 nt
Organism: Solanum pennellii
Lineage: Eukaryota; Viridiplantae; Streptophyta; Magnoliopsida; Solanales; Solanaceae
Product: epoxide hydrolase A-like
Exons: 3
Coding region: 138-1094 (318 amino acids)
Molecular function (GO): hydrolase activity
Source: RefSeq, a predicted model, not a curated record